AUGUCGAAGCCUACUACUCGCUGGAACGAUGAGGAGUUGAACGCAUUCUUAAAAGGGAUUGAGAAGCAUGGUCUGGGAAAAUGGACGACAAUUUUAAAGGAUGAGGAAUUUCGUGAGGCUCUCUCGGCACGCACUGAGAUGAGCCUAAGGGAAAAGCACCGUAGUCUCGUGAAAGCUUCUGAAAAGGGGAAGGGUAAAGUUGAAGACGUCAUACCACAGGAAGAUCUGUUUACACCCCAAGUCCUCCAAACUAUGCUUUUAGACAUUGAGGCUGGACUCAAAGUCUUGAUGACAUCAACUACUGAAUGCCCUAUCUCAGUAUCCACUUUGGAAGACACCAAGAAAUAUUUGCAGUGGAAGCUUGCUGAUGCGAAUGUGGAGAGUAAUGUGACUAAUGUGGAAUCUGGCGAAUCAGACUCUUGGUGGGAUAAUGAAAAAUUAGACAUGCUUCUGGAGUUGUCUCUGCUCGAUUUGCCCGCCAUCGAUAUAUGGGAGAAGAUGGUGGAUACGUACAAAGACAUUACACUUGACAUGGUGGCAAAGAAACUCAAAGAAGCGAUGGAUGAAUUUGUUGAUGUUCUUCUCAAAUGUGUAUCCCAAAACGUCGGCUUCAGUCAUGGAAAGCCUAUUGCAGCUGUUACACAAGGUUACCGGAGUUGGAAGCUGGUUUUCUCGAGAGGAAAAAACUAG
This is a messenger RNA of Arabis nemorensis, 690 nucleotides long. NCBI's taxonomy places the organism in Eukaryota, Viridiplantae, Streptophyta, Magnoliopsida, Brassicales, Brassicaceae. The record is from the annotation of a GenBank genome assembly.